AAAAUGAUUUAAGACAUUUCUUUUUACGACCUUUUAGUACUUUUUACCAUCACUUGGGGGCUUUCCCGCUGAUUACCGGCUCAAAGACGUGACGGCGGAGUUCGAAAUUCAAUUCCCGACCACCUUGAAAUGGCGGAACUGAGGCGGAGAGCGGCGGCGGAUAUGGAAACAACGAUUGAUUUAAUCGGCGACGACCUUCUCCACAACAUCCUCUCUCGUCUUCCAGCCUUAGCCUGUGCAAACGCCGCUUGUGUUAGCCGCUCAUGGAACCUCAUUAUCACUACCCUACUCUCUUCCCCUAACCUCUCGUCUGCUCUCUCUCUCAAUCCUUCUCUCCAGGAUGCUGUAAAUGAGGCUUUUGACAAGGUUUUAUCGAGACCUAUUCGACCUCAGUUCGUCAGUGCUUCCAUUGGUCCUUCUUUUAGUUUGCAGCAAGCUCACCAGCUGAUAACUGGAAAAUUAGGGUCCAGAAUUCCAACAGUUACUCUGGUAUCUCAAGGAAUUUUCGGUCGCAAUGCUGUUAGUGAUGAAUUUGAAGAGGUUCAAUGGGAAUUUAUUGAGAAUGACGAGGCACGACUUAAUCAUGGGAAUGAGAACUGGGGAGUUCUAUUAACAGUUGGUUUCUUGCCAGGAUUGAAAGUCAGUUUGAUCCCAUUGUUAUCGAAAACUCAGGGAACUCAAGCACUCAUGAUUGAUGAACUUGUGCUAAAUAUCAGGGAAUGUUCAUCCUCUGUUUCUGGUUUUGCAUCACCGGUGGCUAUUCUGUUAUUUUCUGAUCAGGAAACUGACAUGAAACCUGUUCUUCAAAAGUUGGAUUAUGCUUUUUGCCCGGAGACUGUCAUUGUGGGUGAAGGAGGUUCACAGUUCUUAUACCAAGGGGAAACCGCAUCAAACCAUUUUAAUGAAGAAGAAUACAGCUCCGCUGCUGUUGCUCUUUCCUUUCUCAGGGAUAGUGGCAAUCCUCCUGAUGUAGGGGAAACUCAAUUUCAUGUAGUGCUAUCACCUGGCAUUUCCCAAAUUGGGCCUACUUACAAGGCUGUUGCGGUCAAGGAGAGACCUAGAGACUAUUCUACUUGGCUCACGGCGAAAAGAGAGGAACAAUUUGAAAAUCUUGAUGGUCUGACUAUGUUAGACCAGAUCUAUGAUGAGUUUGGAGGUGAUCUUUAUUGUUCUGCUCUCUAUGUUGGAGUUUCUAAACGAAGAAAGUGCUCUAUUGGGAUGGAAAAAGGAAGUUGGAUAUAUUUGCGGGAGUUCCAUGAGGUUUUAAGAGGGGAUGAGGAGUAUCUGUAUGUUCAUGGUGGUGGAAUCAGAAGUGGAGACUCCUUCCAAUUCUACCUUGCGAAUGCUAAUGUAGCACGUGAUUCUUGCAACAAUGCAUCCAACAACUUAAGAUGUUUGAAGCGAGAUGGUCAUACUACUAGUGACAAUGUAAAUAGUAAGAAGAAGUCAGUUUUUGGUUGUAUUAUGUUCUCUUGCUGUGGUCGUGGCGAGUAUUUUGUUCAACCUGACGUUGAUUGCUCACCUUUCAUGGAGAACUUCCCUGGGAUUACUUUUUCUGGAACUUUUUCUGCUGCAGAGAUUGCACGUGGAGAUUUAAGCUUGUAUGGUCCGGUGUCUGAAGAAAACAGCUCUCUACGCUGCUGUUCGCACGUGUAUAGCACUGUCUACCUGGUUAUGUCAUACACCCCUGCAUCGCCAUCGACAUUAUAGGUGCUGGCAGUAUUAUUAUUUACAUCUGUAGUUGCUACAGAUCAUGUUGCCAUUGGUAUGAUAUGAUAGCACUAUGGUUUACUUCAACAAAGCCAUUGGAGCCUGUUCUACUGCCAAAUUGGCCUUUUAUUUAGUGAAAUCCUUUUGUUUUCA
Molecule: messenger RNA, 1863 nt
Organism: Solanum dulcamara
Lineage: Eukaryota; Viridiplantae; Streptophyta; Magnoliopsida; Solanales; Solanaceae
Product: F-box/LRR-repeat protein At5g63520-like
Exons: 10
Coding region: 130-1710 (526 amino acids)
Biological process (GO): positive regulation of proteasomal ubiquitin-dependent protein catabolic process; protein polyubiquitination
Molecular function (GO): protein binding
Source: RefSeq, a predicted model, not a curated record